Tarenaya hassleriana is the source of this 1736-nucleotide messenger RNA. RefSeq names its product ATP-dependent 6-phosphofructokinase 2. Gene Ontology annotation, molecular function: ATP binding; 6-phosphofructokinase activity. Gene Ontology annotation, cellular component: cytoplasm. The coding region runs from base 30 to 1409 and encodes 459 amino acids. The transcript has 2 exons. The record is from RefSeq and is a predicted model, not a curated record. Gene Ontology annotation, biological process: fructose 6-phosphate metabolic process; glycolytic process. NCBI's taxonomy places the organism in Eukaryota, Viridiplantae, Streptophyta, Magnoliopsida, Brassicales, Cleomaceae.
ACAAUGGGGUGUGCUGUGUUUCUCCGGCCAUGGAGACCAACGCCAGCAUCUCUCCGGCGUGGGAGGAGACUCUGUCCUUAGCCUCCGUCACCAUCAAGAGUCUUCCCCAUCUCCCUGACCUCCAGACGCGUCGCCGCUGCAACCCACUCGACCUUAAUCCCUUCUUCAGACCCUCCGAUGGCUUCUACAUAACCCCCUCUGACGUCAUCCUCCGACAGAUCCUCUCCGAUGACUUCUCCACCCCACGAGUUGCGUACCACAGAGCUGGUCCCCGCCGUGAGAUCAUGUUCGAGCCCUCUCAUGUGAAGGCGGCGAUUGUUACGUGUGGAGGGUUGUGUCCAGGCAUGAACACUGUCAUUAGGGAAGUGGUGGUUGGUCUUUGGGAGCUUUACGGUGUGAGGGACAUCUACGGAAUCAGAGCUGGUUACAGAGGGUUUUACUCCAUGGAGCCCAUGAAGCUCAAUCCCAAGAUGGUCGACGACUGGCACAAGAGGGGCGGCACUGUCCUCGAGACCUCCCGCGGUGGCUUCGAUUUACUCAAAAUCGUCGAUUCCAUCCAAACCCACGGAUUCAACCAGGUCUACAUUAUUGGUGGGGAUGGGACAAUGCGGGGGGCUGUUGAGAUUUUCAACGAGAUCUGUCGCCGGAAACUGGAUAUCUGCAUUACAGGCAUCCCGAAAACCGUGGACAAUGACAUUGGCAUCAUCGACCGAUCUUUCGGUUUUCAAACCGCAGUGGAGAUGGCUCAGGAAGCUAUAUCGGCUGCUCAUGUGGAGGCCGAGAGCGCAGUUAAUGGCAUCGGCCUGGUAAAGUUGAUGGGCAGGAGCACUGGCCAUAUUGCGCUGUAUGCAACGCUUAGCAGCCGCGAUGUAGAUUGUUGUCUGAUCCCAGAGAUGAAAUUUUACCUUGAAGGCAAAGGAGGGCUAUUCGAGUUUCUGGAGCAGAGACUGAAGGAAAAUGGGCAUGCUGUGGUCGUUGUGGCUGAAGGGGCGGGGCAAGACAUGAUCCCCAGGAGCGAAACACAGAAACAAGAGAGAGAUGAGUCUGGUAACAUGGUUUUCUUGGACGUGGGCAUAUGGUUGAAGUCAGAGCUAAAGGAAUGGUGGGCGAAAGCUCACCCAGGCGAGUUGUUCACGGUGAAAUACAUAGAUCCGAUGUACAUGAUAAGAGCUGUGCCGGCGAAUGCCACAGAUAACUUGUACUGUACGCUGUUGGCACACUCAGCAAUCCAUGGAGUGAUGACGGGGUACACUGGUUUCGUUUCUGGCCCUAUCAACGGGAACUAUGCUUAUAUCCCGUUAGAGGAAGUGGCCCAGUCUAAGAAUGAAGUGGACACGAACGACCACAAAUGGGCCUGGGUGAGGUCUGUCACAAACCAGCCUGAUUUUCAACACAAUCCAGGAGGGUAGAUUUUGUAGAUUACGGCACCUCUUGCACCUACUUCAGAUGUCUGAGUGGGUGAACCUCCUAUAAACUACUGCUUGUAAUAGUUUCGUGUAUUUGGCUGGCUGGUUUCCAAUGUUACGGGAGUUUGGAUCUGAGUUUUGCAUAAACACAGCUCAAGUUAUGAACACUCUCAGCGGGCUUUUGUCGAGUCCACAGGAAGUUGGAAAGAAAGAUGAUAUCUUUGUCUUUUUGGAAGAGGAAGAGCCGAUGAAAGUGUAACUGUAAAUACCGUUAAAAUAUCUGUAUCGCCAUGAACCCUACCUAAGUGCUACUCAGCAUUUUUGUUUCCA